Molecule: messenger RNA, 1788 nt
Organism: Notolabrus celidotus (New Zealand spotty)
Lineage: Eukaryota; Metazoa; Chordata; Actinopteri; Labriformes; Labridae
Product: acidic mammalian chitinase-like
Exons: 12
Coding region: 53-1516 (487 amino acids)
Biological process (GO): carbohydrate metabolic process; chitin catabolic process
Cellular component (GO): extracellular region
Molecular function (GO): chitin binding; chitinase activity
Source: RefSeq, a predicted model, not a curated record
GCUGGUCCCCAAGGAACAGGUCACUCUGAGGAAAAAUCUCACCUGACACAACAUGGCACGACUUACAAUCUUGGCUGGUCUGUCCCUUUUGAUGUGCCUUCAAUUGGCAUCUUCCACCAAACUGGUGUGCUACUUCACCAACUGGUCCCAGUACAGACCGGGCGUUGGAAGAUUUAUGCCAUCCAAUGUAGACCCCCACCUCUGCACACAUCUUAUCUAUGCCUUCUCCAUAGUCAGCACCUCUAAUGAGCUGACCACCUACGAGUGGAAUGACGACGUCCUGUAUAGAUCCUUCAAUGAGCUCAAACACAGAAACCCUGCUCUGAAGACUCUGUUGGCUGUUGGUGGUUGGAACUUUGGAUCCCCACAAUUCACCACCAUGGUUUCAUCUCCUGCAAACCGCCAGACAUUCAUCCAGUCCUCGAUCAGAUUCUUGAGACUGCAUGGCUUUGACGGACUGGAUCUGGACUGGGAGUAUCCUGGAGCACGUGGAAGCCCCCCAGAGGACAAGAAGAGGUUCACACUCCUCUGCAAGGAAUUACUGGCUGCAUAUGAAAAAGAGGCUGCUCAGACCAAAAGACCACGACUGCUGCUCACAGCUGCCGUGGCUGCUGGGAAGGGAUAUAUUGACAGUGGAUAUGAGAUUGCUAAAGUUUCAAAGUUCCUGGACUUUAUAAAUGUCAUGAGCUAUGACUUCCACGGCGCAUGGGACACAUUCACAGGUCACAACAGCCCACUGUACAAAAGCAGCUCUAUGGAUACGGAUAUCAACUUGUACUUCAAUGUGGACUUUGCCAUGAAAUACUGGGAGAAAAACGGAGCUCCUCUUGACAAGCUCAUGGUUGGUUUCCCCACGUACGGACGCACAUUUCGCACAACAUCAGCAGCUAACAAUCUUGGAGCACCCACCAGCGGGCCAGCCUCUGCUGGGGCUUACACACGGGAGGCUGGGUUCUGGUCUUACUAUGAGAUUUGCACUUUCAUCAAAGGAGCUAACGUCCAAUGGAUCGAUGAGCAAAUGGUUCCCUACGCCGUUAAAGGAAAUGAGUGGGUCGGAUUUGAUAACAGGCGGAGCUUUGAGAUCAAGACACAAUAUUUAAAAGACAACAAAUAUGGAGGAGCCUUUGUCUGGGCUCUAGAUCUGGAUGAUUUUGCUGGAUCCUUCUGCGGACAAGGAAACUAUCCUCUCAUUGGCUACCUGCGCCACCUUUUAGACUCAGACAUUCCCAUUCCCUCUCCUGAAACCACACAUCAUCCUGUGGUCACAACAACCCGCCCCGGCCCUGGCAGCACCACAUCUGCUGCUACGUUGGCUCCUUCAACCGCCACUGCCAAGCCGACCACGGCAGGAGUUGCCCCUGGAAGUGGAUUCUGUGGUGGGAAGGCUGACGGCCUGUACACAAACGACAAAGAUGGCAGUUCAUUCUAUCACUGCGCUGACGGACAGACAUACCUCCAGAGAUGUCCAUUGAACCUUGUGUUUAAUGAGAAAUGCACAUGCUGCGACUGGGCUUAAAUCAAUGUCCCAGACCCUCUGAGACUGUUUUUUAAAAUGCCUUUUUUAAAAUGUUAAGCCUGCUGAGAAAAAAAGACUGAAUUCCAUCUCUAUUAAAUGUUUCUAACAUGAAGCACUACAUGGACACUUAAAAACAAACACUGGCAGAACUCACCGCUCAGUUUGAGUGUACGAGAUCUUCUGGUUCUAAUGAGAUGUAUGCCCUGUAAGUGUUGUAGAAAACGUUUUUGUGCCAUAUUUAGUCAACUUCCAAUAAACUCUUUGUAAAGACA